Messenger RNA from Physella acuta, 1142 nucleotides. RefSeq names its product protein Wnt-1. Gene Ontology annotation, cellular component: extracellular region. Gene Ontology annotation, molecular function: frizzled binding; cytokine activity. The record is from RefSeq and is a predicted model, not a curated record. Gene Ontology annotation, biological process: canonical Wnt signaling pathway; neuron differentiation; cell fate commitment. Lineage: Eukaryota; Metazoa; Mollusca; Gastropoda; Physidae.
AUGAAACCGAUGCCGAUGAUGUGUCUCACAGUCCUGGUGGCUUUUCUCUCUGACGUCACCAGCCAGGCUACCGGUAAAAUAAAGGCACCAAAGGGGACAAAGUGGUGGUCACUUGCCAAGUCCGGUCAGCCGUCCAAUGACCUGCGAUCCCCCAUCACCAAACACAACAACAACCCCAGUCUUGAACCCCUGACUCGGCGUCAGAGAAAGCUGGUCACGAGGAACCCUGGCACCAUCGUGGCCGUGGAGUCAGGGGCCAAGAUGGCCAUCAGCGAGUGUAAGCACCAGUUCAAGAACCGACGCUGGAACUGCCCGACAAACUUUGACGGCCAUACCAAUUCCAUCUUUGGGAAAAUCUUACAAAAAGGCUGCCGAGAGACAGCCUUCAUCUACGCCAUCACCAGCGCCGCCGUCUGCCACACGGUGGCCCGGGCGUGCGCCGAAGGUCACGUGACAACCUGCACGUGCGACACCGACCCCCACGGGCGCCCCAGCGGUGGGGACUGGGAGUGGAGCGGCUGCAGCGAUAACGCCAAGUUUGGGAAAAACUUUUCCCGGAAGUUUGUUGACGUGCUGGAGAAGGGGCGGGACUUCCGGUACAUGACCAACCUGCACAACAACGAGGCUGGUCGUCUGCACGUGACCAGUCAGCUGCGGACAGAGUGCAAGUGCCACGGCAUGUCCGGCAGCUGCACCAUUAAGACCUGCUGGCGGACGCUUCCCCCAUUCCGCGAGGUGGGGAACUCGCUCAAAGACAGGUUCGACGGUGCCUCCAGGAUCCUGCCAGAAAACUCUGGAAGUGGCCGGAGCAAGAAGAAGAGGAAGCUGAACUUUACCCCCGCCAACCCGAACCUGAAAAAACCCGAGAAGACAGACCUGGUGUACUUUGAGGAGUCACCGAGCUUCUGCGAGAAGGAUCAGGGCAUUGGCAUCGAGGGCACUGUGGGUCGGGAGUGUAACGGCACCUCCCUGGGGGUGGACGGCUGCGACCUGAUGUGCUGCGGGCGGGGCUACAAGACGGAGGAGUACCUGGCCCAGGAGCGGUGCCAGUGCAUCUUCAUCUGGUGCUGUGACGUCAAGUGCAAGGUGUGUCCGGUCACCCGUACCAGGCACACGUGCUUGUGAGGGCCGCGCGUGCGGAU